Molecule: messenger RNA, 2188 nt
Organism: Hemibagrus wyckioides
Lineage: Eukaryota; Metazoa; Chordata; Actinopteri; Siluriformes; Bagridae
Gene: arf3a
Product: ADP-ribosylation factor 3a
Exons: 5
Coding region: 152-697 (181 amino acids)
Biological process (GO): vesicle-mediated transport; intracellular protein transport
Cellular component (GO): cytoplasm; plasma membrane
Molecular function (GO): GTPase activity; GTP binding
Source: RefSeq, a predicted model, not a curated record
CACUGAUGCUUUGGGUUAUCUCGCGAGAUCAUAAGACAACCCAGCUCUAAGACACGCUGCAUUGUGCGUUGUAGCCCUGUUAUCGCGAGACUUGCGCGAGGCUAUUGGACUUGUCCGGCGUCGCUGUCAGAGGAAAGGCCAGCCAGCUGCCAUGGGGAACAUUUUUGGCAACCUCCUAAAGAGUCUCAUAGGGAAAAAAGAGAUGCGGAUUUUGAUGGUCGGCCUGGAUGCAGCUGGGAAAACCACAAUCCUGUACAAACUGAAGCUUGGAGAGAUAGUCACAACGAUUCCCACCAUCGGGUUUAAUGUGGAGACUGUGGAGUACAAGAACAUCAGUUUCACAGUGUGGGAUGUCGGUGGUCAGGACAAAAUCAGGCCUUUGUGGCGACAUUACUUCCAAAACACACAGGGCCUGAUCUUCGUGGUGGACAGUAAUGACCGGGAGAGGGUGAAUGAAGCUAGAGAAGAGCUGAUGAGGAUGCUAGCUGAAGAUGAACUGAGAGAUGCAGUGCUGCUGGUGUUUGCCAACAAGCAGGAUCUGCCAAACGCCAUGAACGCAGCAGAAAUCACCGACAAACUCGGCCUCCACUCACUCCGCCACCGCAACUGGUACAUCCAGGCCACUUGCGCCACCAGCGGCGACGGUCUGUACGAGGGCCUUGACUGGUUGGCCAACCAGCUGAAGAACAAGAAGUGAGGCGAAUCUGUGGACAACUGAGCUGCAGCUCAUCAGGGAGCACCAGUGGGGUUUCUUUUAUUGUGUUUACAAAAUGAGAAUGAAGAGAGCAGGCGGGCUCAGAGUCUAGCUGCGUCGCCUGUACUUUUCACAAAUUUGUAAAAAUGUCACUUUUAAUCCCCUUACUCCCAUUCUGAUGAUUAUAUAAUGAUAGGAAAUCAGUAGCACAUCUCCAUAUCUUGUUUUUUUCUGUUUUGUCAAUGGCAAGGAAGCCGGUUGAAGGAUGUAGAAGUGAAGCGAUUGAGUAAACAAUAGUAAGAGAUUACGCUGAAUUUUGUUAUUAUUGUGGUAUAGAGUCUGUAGUGUUAAAUGCAGGUCAUUUAAACUAUUCUAAUGUGCUGCCCUAAUGGCUCAGAGGUCCUAGGUAUUGUGGGGAAAUAAAUGACGUGAACAUUCUUUCGGAGACCGAUCCAAGAGUGCUAGACAUGUUUCUAUUUUAUAUGUUUUUGCUAGAGUAAUGCUAUUGAGGUUUUACAGUAACAUUCUGUGUUUUAUUAGCAUUUAGAUCUGUGGUGAAACAGUAUUACCUUUUGACUGCUUUGCGUACAUUGCCCUGCUCUGAGCGGGCCUCUGCGAAUUUGUUGCACAGAUAGAAGACCCGAUCACUACAUUACACAUUUGUUAUUGUUUCGUUUUUUGUUUGUUAUUUAUUUUUCUGCAUGCAGACAUUGACUAGACAGAAUACAGUGGCUGCACAUUUCUUGGCUCAUCAGUUAUAUCUCCGUCGGAACAAUGUGCUGUUUUUGCAUGUUGCCUCUCUAGCAUGGUAGUGUGUGUGCUCUGCUUUUCUCAUUCAAUCUGUUGCAUGUGUUUAUUAGAUGCUGUGCAUUAGACAAGAGUAUAGCUCCCUGUAGCGCCAUCAGUGGUCUAGAUGUCCUUUGAGUUUGUUUGAAGCCACUGUAUUUAUAUCUCUCAUCAUAUAUCGGUGGAUGAGAAGAAGGCGUUUGAAAAGAUAUUUAUCGUGUGCGCUUCUGAUUCAAGCAUUUUCUAAAGCAUUAUCCACAAUUUCUGUAGUGUUGCUGAGAUUUGAAUGGUUUUAAUCCAUCUUUUUCACUCAGUAAUGCUGUGUUAUAACACAGCAUCCCACAAUACCUCAACUUGUCUCUCUUUGCUCGACUGUUUACUUCCUCACUGAACUGCCCACAAAGACGUGAGCUUCUGAACUCGUACUGCUGCCCCAUUUCUUUCCACUAAAGCAUUCUCAGCCAUUCCACUCAUGACACCACAAAACUGCAUUUUCUUUAUUUAUUUAUUAGUGAUUUCUUUUCUUUCUUUUUUUUAUUUGUACCAAUUGUGCAAACCAGGUUAGAACCACUUACUAGUUCACAUGUUGCAAAGAUGAUUGACUGCCAUUAAUACGAUGUAUCUACCUGUGUGAAUAUACCCAAUCAAUUAUUGAACAAAACUGUCCAAUAAACUAUCUGUGACAAAAAAAAAGGAGUUAUUAUGGAG